UUACGUCAUAUGUAUAUACAUAAAUAAUGUUGCCUUGAGUGACCACAUACAGUUUUGAGUUCAACAUUGCUUCUUACGAAAUAAUCUUUUUUAUCUAUUUUUAAUCUAAAAACCACCAUUUAUGGUUUCAACGUGGUUUGUUAUCAUUGUAUAGCAAAGAUAAAUCAAUAAUUUUUGCUCGAAUUAAAGAUCCUAUCGACGGAGAAAUAAAAAUCAAAAUGGACCCUGGACCGGUUGUGCAGAAACUUCAUGCUACUUUCAAAAGUGGAAAAAGCAAACCCAUUGACUUCCGUAAGCAACAGCUGAUGAAACUUAAAGACCUUCUUGAUGAAAAUACAGAUGUGAUCCUUGGAGCAAUGAAGGAGGAUCUUGGCAAACCUGCUGCAGAAUCAUUUAUGAUGGAAGUUCAAUUAGUCAUUAAUGACAUUUGCGAGGCUAUCAAUAAUUUGGAUGACUGGACUAAACCAGACUAUGUACCAAAAUCUAUGGUCAAUAAGAUGAACACAAUAUAUAAUAUCUAUGAACCGUUGGGUGUAUGCUUGAUUAUUGGUGCGUGGAUACCAGUCCAAAUAACACUGUUACCAUUGGCAUCUGCAAUUGCGGCAGGAAAUUGUGCACUGAUAAAGCCGUCCGAGCUUUCACCAAAUACUGCUGAUUUGUUGGAGAAAUUGAUUGAAAAAUAUCUGGACAAUGAUUGUUACCGUGUUCUAAAAGGUGGUGUUGAGGAAACGACUGCUAUUUUAAAAUGUCGUUUUGAUCACAUCUUUUAUACUGGUAGUACAGCAGUUGGUAAGAUUAUGGUCAAAGCAGCAGCAGAACAUCUUUCAAAAGUCACUCUUGAGUUGGGUGGAAAGAGCCCUUGUUACUUGGGCCGAAGCUCCAACCUAAAAUUGGCAUCAAGGAGAAUUGCAUGGGGAAAAUACAUAAAUUCUGGACAAACUUGUAUUGCACCAGAUUACAUUUUAUGUCACCCAAGCACACAAGAAGAAUUUAUUCAAGAAAUGAAAAAUACAAUCACGGAAUUCUUUGGAGAGGACCCAAAAAACUCCAAAGAUUUCGGUCGUAUCGUCAACGCUCGUCAUUUUAAACGCGUCCACAAACUAAUGUCCAGCGGUCGACAGGCAAUUGGAGGCGAUGUCGAUGAAGAGGGAAAAUACAUUUCUCCAACUGUUCUGACGGACAUUCUUUCUUCUGAUCCUAUUAUGCAAGAAGAGAUAUUUGGUCCAGUGUUGCCUAUAAUUACAGUGAAUGAUAUCGAUGAAGCAAUAAACUUUAUUAAUGAGAGAGAAAAGCCACUAGCUUUGUAUGUGUUUACAAAUGAUGACAAGGAAGUGGAAAGAUUUAUUCUUGAUACAUCAAGUGGUGCAAUUUGUGCAAACGAUACUUUAAUGUACGCGACAGCGGAACACUUACCUUUUGGUGGCGUUGGUCAUAGCGGAACUGGCGCGUAUCAUGGAAAAAUUGGCUUCGAGGAAUUCUCACAUAAGAAACCAGUUUACGUCACAAAACAGAUGCUUGAGGCAGUUAACACGCUACGUUAUCCGCCAUAUAAUCAAACAAACAUCAAUAGAUUAGUGUGGAUACUUGGCAAGAGGGUAAAAAGAUCAUCGAGUGAUGUUUUGUUCAUACCUUGCUUAAUUUUGGGAAUUUUUUUCUCCUUUAUAAUGAAGAUCAUUGGCCUUCCAAGAUAUUUCUUGAGCUAAGAGUAUGGAAGGUGGUUAUGUCAAAGAUCAAAAAAACUUCAAUGAAUGAAAAAACUUAUAACGUAAAAUAUAUCUAAGAGUGAUUAGUCCAACAGAAACACUACAUUUAUUUUCUACAAAUUUUACAUACUUAAAUAUAUUAUUCAUUAUCUAAAACUAAAUACUAGAACUAUUUCACAUAUUCAGUGCGCAAAAGAUAGAAAAUCUUUUAAGCUUUGGCCUGCAGUAAAUUUCACAUAUUAUGUUUACUGAUGUUAUCAGUUCA
Xenia sp. Carnegie-2017 is the source of this 1968-nucleotide messenger RNA. Its product is annotated as aldehyde dehydrogenase, dimeric NADP-preferring-like. The record is from RefSeq and is a predicted model, not a curated record. Gene Ontology annotation, cellular component: cytoplasm. Gene Ontology annotation, molecular function: aldehyde dehydrogenase (NAD+) activity. NCBI's taxonomy places the organism in Eukaryota, Metazoa, Cnidaria, Anthozoa, Malacalcyonacea, Xeniidae. Gene Ontology annotation, biological process: aldehyde metabolic process.